AUGGGAGGACUGAAGCAUGUGGUCCCUAGAAGGGUUCACUUGGAGCGGUCUCAGCCUGAGCACAGGAAGAAGAGGGUUGGACAGUAUUUGGAGAAGAAAUCAGACUACAAGAAGAGGUCAGACCAUUAUCACCUUCGUGAACGGCUAAUCCAAGAACUUAGUUUAAAGGGCAGGUACAGAAAUGAAGACGAGUUUAAUUACAAGAUGAUCCACUCAAGGAUCGGCGAGCAGGGCGAGGUGAUUCUUCCCUCUGAAGACACUCUCAAGGAGAAAAAACUAACCAAAAAACUUAAACUUAAACGAAACUUGGAUAAAAUCGGUACUAAUCUUUUUGUUCUCAACCAUAUCUCCAACUCUCACAAUUCCAAGACCAAUGGUGCUAAUACCAUUUCCAAUGUUCCUAAUAAAAAGACUCAUAUAAUAUUUUCUGAUGAAGAUUGUAAAAGUUCAAACUCUAAUCAUAAACAAGUAAAUGUAAGCUUGAAGGGUUUAAAAGCUCCGAAUAAUUUGAAUAUGUUAAGACAAGAAUUGGAGGAGAAACGUAAUGUGAUGAUAGGCAAGUAUAAAAGGAAAAGAAUAAGUAGGGUAAAAAAUACAAAAUUACAUCAUUUUUCAUUUGAACGCGAUAAAUAA
Molecule: messenger RNA, 633 nt
Organism: Theileria annulata
Lineage: Eukaryota; Apicomplexa; Aconoidasida; Piroplasmida; Theileriidae
Product: putative u3 small nucleolar RNA-associated protein 11, putative
Exons: 1
Coding region: 1-633 (210 amino acids)
Biological process (GO): rRNA processing
Cellular component (GO): nucleolus; small-subunit processome
Source: RefSeq, a predicted model, not a curated record